AUGAAUUUCCAAUGGGAUGAAUCAACUAAAACUCUCACAGUUAUAUCAAAUGACGAUAAAAUUGAAGGCGUUCAAACAGAACAUAAGACUGAUGCAAUUCACAUCGUUAUUCAAGGACAAGUUAAAAUAUUGGGUGAUCAAAUUUUUACUUCAUAUUCUAAUGUUGAAACAAUCGAAUUGCCAGAUUCUAUUGAAGAGUUCGGGAAUAAUAUUAUCACAUUUUCAAAAAUUAAAGAAAUUCACAUCCCAUUAAAUCUUAAAAUAUAUCAUAGCAAUGGACCACUCGAAUAUAACUUUAAACUCGAAAAAUAUACAAUUGAUGAGAACCAACAAAAUUUUAGAGUUGUUGAUGGAGUUUUAUAUUCAAAAGAUAUGACCAAAUUAGUCAACAUACCUCCAAAUUACCAAUCAAAGAUAUUUACAAUCCCUUUUGGUGUAACUUCUAUAAUUUUAUCAUCCGUUGACUACUUGCAAAAUAUUGAACAGUUAAUUGUUCCUCAAACAGUAAAUUAUAUAUAUGGCAUGCUAUUUCGCCCUAAAGUAAUCAAAAAACUAAUCAUUUAUAGGAAUGAGAGCAUGAACGAUCAAAUUACUUGGGUGAACACAUAUGAUUUCAAUUUUAGAGAUUCACCCAUUCAACAGAAAGAUAUUAUUUAUACAAAUUCAAGUUUGUAUGCAACAUAUUAUAAAGAAAAUAAAACAGUUGUCAUAUCUUCAACUGAUGAGAAUAAUAGAUACGAAUAUCAAGAUGAAAUACUUAGUUUGGAUACAAGUAUAACUACAAUCAUAUAUCCUAAAUCUGUAUCAAAGAUAUCAUCUUCUUCUUUCAAAACUCUUAGUCACAAUCAAUUCACUGUUGAAGACUUCACAAACUACACUACAAUUUCUAUCUAUAACUUCAAAUACACAUUCCUGUGUCAUCAAUAUUUCUCUUUACCCUCUUUACUUAUUUCUUCCUUAUUUUUAAUGUUGUUAUAG
Molecule: messenger RNA, 978 nt
Organism: Trichomonas vaginalis G3
Lineage: Eukaryota; Parabasalia; Trichomonadida; Trichomonadidae
Product: ribonuclease inhibitor domain-containing protein
Exons: 1
Coding region: 1-978 (325 amino acids)
Source: RefSeq, a predicted model, not a curated record